GAAACAUGAUCUAUAGAGCCUUACAAAAAAAAAAAGAAAAGUAAAACCCUUAAUAGAAGCACAUGAAACGCAGGUGCUAUAUCAGUAGAGCGUUAUAUAUAGCCCUAAUUUCCUUCAACUUCGUACAGUCAACAAUUUCCCGCCUAUCUCACUUCCAUUUCCCGCUACGAAAACCCUAAACACUGAGCAGAAACAUGGGCCAGAAGAAGCAACCGGCCGCCGCUGCACUCAGUGAUCCUAAGAAACGACGUCGUGUUGGCUUCUUCGCUAUUGAUGCUGGAAUUGAAGCAAAAGACUGCAUCAAAAUAUACUUGGUCUCUAGCAAAGAGGAAGUGGAUGCUUCAAGUAGCUUUUGUAUUGAUCCAGUCGACUUAGAUAGCUUUUUUGGAGAAGAUGGGAAGAUAUAUGGUUACGAAGGUUUAAAGAUCAACAUUUGGGUUAGCAGUAUAUCUUUUCAUGCAUAUGCCGAUAUUACAUUUGAAAGCAAAUCUGAUGGAGGUAAAGGUAUCACUGACUUGAAAACAGAUCUUCAGAAUAUUUUUGCUGCCACUCUUGUUGAGAGUAAAGAGGAGUUCCUUCAAACCUUUUCUACUCAAAGAAAUUUUAUUGGAUCCAUUGUGUCUGGUGGGCAGGUAUUGCAGCAAAAGACUUCUAACGGGCAUGUUGCCAGUUCUGACAGUAAUUCAGUUGCCGCCUCUAAUGUUGAGGUUGUCCGAAUGGUCAUUGGUGAUACAGAAGCUGGACCUCUCUAUGGUCAAUUGAUUCCUCUUGUUUUCCUACUAGUGGAUGGUAGCAGUCCAAUUGACGUUACUGAUCCAUGUUGGGAGUUGUACCUCCUGAUUGAAAAGAAAGUUGAUCAUCAGGGUGAAGAACAUAGUUUGUUGCUUGGUUUUGCGGCUGCAUAUCGUUUUUACCACUAUCCUGGUAGUUCUCGUUUGCGGAUUAGUCAGAUUAUGGUAUUGCCGCCUUAUCAGCACAAAGGCUAUGGCCGAUACCUACUUGAGGUGCUGUAUGGUGUGGCAGUCUCUGAAGACGUCUUUGAUCUGACGAUUGAAGAACCUUUGGAUUACUUGCAACAUGUGCGGACAUGUAUUGAUGUACAACGCCUGCUUACUUUUGAACCAAUUCAGCAAGCAGUUAAUGAAGCUGCUUCCCAUCUAAAGCAAGGAAAACUAUCAAAGAAAACCCAGAUCCCGCGCCUCAUGCCACCCCGAUCUGCCAUUGAGGAUGUUCAGAAAAGUUUAAAAAUUAAUAAGAAACAGUUUUUGCAAUGUUGGGAGGUUUUGAUCUAUCUUGGCCUUAGUCCUGUUGACAAGUACAUGGAUGAUUUUGUGGCGAUAAUUUCGAAUCGUGUAAGGGAGGAUAUACUUGGAAAAGAUUCUGGCACAACUGGGAAACAAGUGAUUUCGGUGGAGAGUGAUUAUGAUCAAGAGAUGUCAUUUACCAUGAUUAGGUCACAACCUGGUGAGGCAGCUUGCACAGUUCAACUUACAGAUGAAAGUCAAGCAAAUCAGGAAGAGCAGCUCCAGAAAUUAGUUGAUGAGAGAAUGAAAGAGAUCAAGUUAGUAGCGGAGAAAGUGUCUUCCCAUUGUGUAUGAGUACUACUUACUGACAAUGUGUCAAAGCCGCAAUGGUAGGCCCUGUGUUUGAAAUGCAUCUUUGGGAAUUGGUAUUCCAUAGGCGACUUUGUAAAUCAUUGAGUUUAUUUUUUCUUAGGUUGGUAAUAUUUAUAUGUAAGGACUAAAAGGUCUUGAUCAAUUUGAGUAUCUGUAGCUCUUGAUAUGCCAUUUCAUUUCAUGUGCUCAA
This is a messenger RNA of Cannabis sativa, 1806 nucleotides long. Its product is annotated as histone acetyltransferase type B catalytic subunit. Gene Ontology annotation, biological process: subtelomeric heterochromatin formation. The record is from RefSeq and is a predicted model, not a curated record. Gene Ontology annotation, molecular function: histone H4 acetyltransferase activity. The transcript is spliced from 10 exons. NCBI's taxonomy places the organism in Eukaryota, Viridiplantae, Streptophyta, Magnoliopsida, Rosales, Cannabaceae. Gene Ontology annotation, cellular component: nucleus. Bases 195 to 1598 code for a protein of 467 amino acids.